Messenger RNA from Bursaphelenchus xylophilus (pine wood nematode), 951 nucleotides. The record is from the annotation of a GenBank genome assembly. NCBI's taxonomy places the organism in Eukaryota, Metazoa, Nematoda, Chromadorea, Rhabditida, Aphelenchoididae.
AUGGAGUAUAAACAGCCGAUCGUGGCUGCCGAGUACGGCAGCGGAGAAACCGAUGAGCACCGUCAGCUGAGACGUGUCGCUUUCUUCGCCAUCGUUGUGUCCACCGCCGCGGUGAUCGCGUCGGUCAUCACUCUCCCACUCCUCUACAGCUACGUGGCCAGCUUCCAGAGCCAUUUGGUCAUCGAGACCGACUUCUGCAAGGGCCGCGCCCGCGACAUGUUCACCGAAAUGUCCAUCCUCCACAAGCAGGGCUUCGGCUCCGCUCGUGCCAAGCGUCAGUACAACAGUGCCGGCGGCCCAAGCGGUGGAUCCUCCCCCAACAGCGGCUAUGGUCCAGUGAUUGCGGCCGAAGCGCCAGCCGCCUGCUGCCCAUGCCAACAGGGACCACCCGGCCCACCAGGACCUCCCGGAGACGCCGGAGAUGCCGGUCUGGACGGACGCGACGGACAAGACGGUCUUGACGGACGUGACGGUCAAAUCCUCAAGAGCGCCAUCCCACAAGAGCCUUGCAUCAUCUGCCCACCCGGACCACCAGGAUCCCAAGGAUCUCCCGGACAAAAGGGACCCCGCGGACCCAAGGGAGCCCCCGGAGACAACGGAAAGGACGGAAACAAGGGAGAAGCCGGUCUCCAAGGACCUCUCGGACUUCAAGGACCAGUCGGACCACCCGGCCCACCAGGACCAGUCGGUGCUCCAGGACGUUUGGUUCAAGUCAACGGCCCCGCCGGACCCCAAGGAGUCCAAGGACCACCCGGAAACGCCGGACCCAAGGGAGUCCCCGGCCAAGACGGAACCAACUCCGUCGGACCAUCCGGAGCUCCAGGAGCCCCAGGAAACGCCGGACCUCAAGGAAACCCCGGACCUGCCGGACCCCCCGGAGUUGCUGGAGAAGCCGGAGAACAAGGCAGCUGUACCCACUGCCCUCCCCCACGUACCCCUCCAGGAUACUAG